Molecule: messenger RNA, 3015 nt
Organism: Pistacia vera
Lineage: Eukaryota; Viridiplantae; Streptophyta; Magnoliopsida; Sapindales; Anacardiaceae
Product: DUF724 domain-containing protein 3-like
Exons: 9
Coding region: 95-2818 (907 amino acids)
Source: RefSeq, a predicted model, not a curated record
UUCAUUUAAAGCUGGGAAAACUUUACCGGGUAUUGCCCGUAAAACAAAAGCAUAAAAACCCUAGGCUAGGGUUUUCUGCCGAGAGGGAACGAAAAUGGUAACUUUGGAGUCCGAGCACCCGGUCAUCUUCAACAAAGGCACCGAAAUUGAAGUCACGAGCGACGAGGAGGGUUUCAGAGGCGCUUGGUACCGAGCUACCAUUGUUGAGUCCCCACCAAAAUCUGUUUCUAAGAAACGCAAGAAAGCCCUCGUCGAGUACAGGUACUUGCUUGCUGAUGAUGGAUCCAGUCCCUUAACGGAGUACAUUGACCCCGCUUAUAUAAGGCCUUUGCCUCCCCAAGAAAGGACUGAGAAGGAGCUCUUUGAGGUAAACGACGUCGUCGAUGCAAAUUACCGAGAUGGAUGGUGGACUGGUACUGUAAGGAAGGUUCUUGACGACGGUAAACUCAAGGUUUGUUUUGAUAACCCACCUGAUGUUCUUGAUUUUGAAGAGAAAGAUUUGAGAUUUCAUUGGGAUUGGGUUAACGGUAACUGGGUCCGACCCCAAAAGCAGUUUUAUUUCUUAAAGCAAUCAACAGGAUCCAUUUUUAGCCCGGGGAUAGCAGUAGAAGUUAAUCUUGACAAAGUAGAAAACACACGUGAUGUCUGGAUCCCUGCAAUCAUCAUUAAAGAAAACGAGGAUGGCACUUUCUUUGUGAAGUAUGAAAACAAAAUGACUGGUGAUGAUGCUGGAACAGUAAAAGUUAAUCUGGAUUCCAAUCGUAUCCGACCUACCCCUCCUCCCCAUGUGGACAGAAAUUAUAAAUUACUGGAAAAAGUUGAUACAUCCUAUGGUCCUGGUUGGCGGGUUGGAGUAAUUACUAAAGUUCUUGCUGGGGGAAGGUACAAUGUCUUUUUUGAGCAUGCAAAUGAGGAUAAAGAGUUUAGUCUUUCAGAAUUAAGGCCCCAUUUGGAAUGGACUGAUGGCAACUGGAUUAGUAAAUCCAAGGAAAUCUUGAUAGCUUCUGGUAAUCAAGAACAGGUGGGGCAUGCAUGCACUGGUGCCAACAACGCUGGGGUAGCUUUGAAAUUUGAAGGUUCAGGCUCUGCAAAGGAUAACAGUGAAGAUAAAACACCUAAUUUUACCAACAGAAGAAAUAAUCAGAUGGAGCAGUCAAGUUCCUGCCAAGAAGAUGCUACAUCUUAUUCCUUUCCUCCAAGCAAGAAGAAGCUUAAGCUGUCUAACUCUAACGGUACUAUCAUGCGAUCACGUCCUUACAAAAAGUUGACCGAAAGAAAUGUUUCAGAGACCUCAUCUUUUAUAAAGAAGAUUCCGAAUGAAACUGAGGACUCACAAUCUGAUUUGGUCUCUGAAAAGGCAGAAAGCACAGGAUCCAGGCGCUUGAAGAAACCCGUGAUUGCUGAUCAGCCUCCUGCUAAAAUCGAGAGUCCUUAUCUCGGAAAGAGAAUUAAGACUAAGCAACAGAAAUUUGGAGCGGACUUCCAAACAGUGGAUCUUGUGAAAAGGAAGGGAAGGCCGACAAAAUUACAAGUUAAAAUGCCACCAGCUGCAGCAACUGGUGAGGAGACCAAUACAGGGGUGGCUACUACUGAAGAACUGAAUGAAAAUGAUGGUAAAGAGAAAGAAGUUGAAAUGCCUGUCAUCUUAGGUUUAAAAGCUAAUAAGGGUGUAAGGGGCACACAGGCUAGAAAUCCUGGUCAGAAUUCCAAGAAUGGAUCACUGAAGCUAAUUAGGGACCAGAAGAAAAUUUUAAAUGAUUCAGAAGGAGACAACAGCAUGCAGCCAAGAGUUGGAGGAAGCAGCCAAAGAAGAAAAAGAGGAAGACCACGUAAAUUAGUAGUCACAAGCAGGGCUCCAGAAGACGGCUCUGCAGGUAAGGAUCACAAAAGGGCUGGAAUUGCUGCUGAUGAAACUGGAGUAAAAGAUCAUACAACUAAUGAAACUGAGUUGCAUGCACUUAGAAGGGUGGAGUCUGCAGUUUCUCGAGAUAUCUCUGGAGAAAGAGUAGCUCAAGUUUCAGAGAUUGAUUCCGUAACAAAAGAAGUUGAUAUGGCCAUUGCUGUAGUAUCCCACAACUCGGCUGAUGAUGAUCAACCUCUAUCAACUUGGAUUGGAGGAAUGCACUCUUCAAGUGUUGAAGAAUUAAGAUUAUCCUCCGGUAGAACUGCUAAUGGAUUGAAUGAGGCUAGAGAAAGACAGAUUGAUAUAGUCACUGAAUCCACACCAGUAGAAAAUAAAGUGUUGCCGUUUGUGAAGAAGUCACCUAUUUGGAAUACAAUUGAAUCCAUGGAAGUUUUCCAAAUAGUGCCCCAAAAUCCACAUUUUCAUCCUUUAGGUGAAACUAAAGAGGAGUAUCGUGAAGGAUCAGCUAUUGGUAUUAUGGUAACUUUUGCCGGUUUGUUUGAGAAGAUCUCCAUGUUGCAACUGAAUGAUUCUAGAAGAACAUUUUAUAGCACUUUGGAAAGUCUUGUGGAUUUAGAGAAGCAUGGAUUUGAUGUUACAGUUCUACGAGCUCGUGUGAAUGCAUUGCUUUCAGUCAGGGUUGCGCAAGAACAAAAUGUCAAUGAAUUAAAAGAUACUGAAAAGAAGAUAAUAGAGCUUACUAGUGACAAUACGAAGUUAGAUAAAGAAGUAGAGGAGACCAAAAAGAAGAUAAGUGAGUUGCAGGACAAACUGGAGUCGACAGAAUCAAAAAAGGAGAUACAGGUUGUCGAGAUUUCUAGGUUGCAGUCUCAUCUUGAUGGCAUGAGCGAACGAGUCCAAAGUGCCCAGCAUGAUUUUGAAAAACUAGCUACUGCUCUUUGGAUAUCGGGUUGAUGUUGUGGUAAUGGGUGUUGGUGUUAGGUUUUUGAAGCAUAGAUGAUGGUAGUUAAUUUCUUCUGCAUCUGUAGGGGCUGUAAUAAUGGAAUUAUGUAUAUUUUGAACUCUUAGCUGUGUAUCACUUGUAUCCACACUUAUCUAUUUUGUACCUAGGUUUUAGAAUGUUAUGAAUGGCUACUGUUUUUAGUGAUGAA